This is a messenger RNA of Cornus florida, 3699 nucleotides long. RefSeq names its product flowering time control protein FPA-like. Gene Ontology annotation, molecular function: RNA binding. The transcript has 6 exons. Bases 322 to 3399 code for a protein of 1025 amino acids. Lineage: Eukaryota; Viridiplantae; Streptophyta; Magnoliopsida; Cornales; Cornaceae. The record is from RefSeq and is a predicted model, not a curated record.
CCUCUAUUAUCAUUAUAUAUACAGAUACAGAGGCGUAAAGCUUUCCUCGUUCUCGUCGAUUCUCGCUUCUCUCUCUCUUUUGUUCUUAUCGUCUUUGCGCUCUCUCGAGAAACUUCUCUCGUAUAUAUAUAAAUAUAUAUCUAUAUUUCUUCUCGCUUGUGUUUCCAAUCUUUUGAUCCUUCGCCCAAUAUUAUUCCGAUCAGUUUUGCCCUAAUUUCUAGGGUUUGUUUUCUGUCGUAAACAACUUUGUACAAUCUCUUGCGAUUUUUUCUAAUUCUUUCGCUAUCAAUCUGUAAUUUUAUUUUUUCGUUCGCAAUCAAAAUGCCCAAUCCGAGCAAAUCGAAUCAGAAUCCAAAUCAAGUUCAUGGCGGCAAAGAUCCAGACGAAACUGUACCGCCAUCGAAUAACCUAUGGGUCGGAAAUCUGGCCAGUGAUGUCACGGAUCCUGAUUUGAUGAAUUUGUUUGGGAAACACGGUACGCUCGAUACGGUAACAUCUUAUGCAUCCAGAAGUUACGCAUUCAUUUAUUACAAGACCGUGGAGGAUGCGAAGGCGGCGAAAGAUGCCCUUCAAGGGAUCGUGGUUCGUGGGAAUGCGAUCAAGAUUGAGUUUGCCAGACCGGCUAAACCAUGUAAGAGUUUGUGGGUGAGUGGAGUUGGCCCAUCUGUUUCAAAAGAAAAAUUGGAGGAAGAAUUUCUCAAAUUUGGUAAAAUUGUGGAGUUCAAGUUCCUUAGGGAUCGCAAUGCUGCAUUUGUUGAUUAUUCUAAAUUAGAAGAUGCUUCUCAAUCACUAAAAAGUAUGAACGGGAAGCGAAUAGGUGGUGGCCAGAUACGCGUGGAUUUCCUCAGAUCACAACCUUCAAGAAGAGAACAAUGGGCUGACAUCCAUGAUGCAAGGGACACACAGUUUCUUAGCAGGAGCAUGGCAUUCUCUGAUUCACCAAGGAUGCCACAAGAUUUAGUUAGAAACUAUUCUGAGCUUAUGCAUUCUGGGUCCAAAAAGCAGCAGCAAUUUCAAUCAUUGGGAGUGCGAAAGGUGGAUGGACAACCAACUAAUGUCUUGUGGGUGGGUUACCCACCUUCUGUCCAUAUUGAUGAACAAAUGCUCCAUAAUGCCAUGAUUUUAUUUGGUGAGAUCGAGAGAAUUAAAAGUUUUCCUUCAAGGAACUACUCUUUUGUUGAAUUUAGAAGUGUAGAUGAGGCACGCCGUGCCAAAGAGGGAUUGCAGGGGCGGCUUUUUAAUGAUCCUAGAAUAUCGAUAAUGUUUUCAAGCAGUGAUCUUGCACCCAGCAAAGAUUUUGCAGGAUUUAAUCCUGGAAUAAAAGGACCAAGACCAGAAAUGUUUUUGAACGAUAAUCCAUUUGGAGCUGCACAAAUGGACAUAUUUACUCAUAAUCGCCCAGUGGUUCCAAAUAAUUUUCCUGGAAUUUUGCCACCUAGUCAUGGAUCCAAUAUGGUAAUGAGGCCUUUUGGUCCUCAAGGUAGCUCUGAACCUCCACUUUCAGGCUCAGAUUUCAAUGAUUUGGAUGUGCUCCAUAAACUGCCAGACAGUAACCCCAACACUCAGAUGGGUGGCCCAAAUUGGAAAAGGUCAUCUCCUUCUGGACCUGGGAUUCACCAUUCUCCUGCACCAGGCAUGAAACCACCCAUCAGACCUAUGUCUGGUGCAUGGGAUGUAUUUGAUUCAAACCAAAUUCAAAGAGAAUCUAAACGAUCGAGGAUUGAUGGUUCUUUGCCUGCUUGUGGUUCGUCGUUUCCUCUAAAAAAAAUGGAUCAUCAAGGGAUGAGUUUGGACCAGUUAUAUGGGCUUGCUGCACAAGAUGGAGGUGCUUUAGGUUCAUUUGAAUUAGUUCAAGGAAGGAAUCGCCUUAGUCCGGUAGAUGCAAGAUUCAAAACUGGUGGUGCUGGUCUGGGCCACCCUGAUCCUGAUUGCAUAUGGCGUGGCCUUAUUGCUAAGGGUGGAACUCCAGUUUGUCGUGCUCGUUGUGUUCCUGUUGGUAAAGGGAUCGAGUCUGAGAUUCCCGAGGUGGUUAAUUGCUCUGCCAGAACCGGUCUGGACAUGUUAACUAAACAUUAUGCUGAGGCUGUUGGAUUUAACGUCGUCUUCUUCUUGCCAGAUAGUGAAGAUGAUUUUGCUUCCUAUACAGAAUUUCUUCGCUACCUCGGUGACAAAGACCGGGCUGGGGUUGCCAAAUUUGAUGAUGGGACCACCUUAUUUUUGGUGCCUCCAUCAGAUUUCCUCACAAAGGUCCUGAAAAUUGCAGGCCCUGAACGUCUCUAUGGGGUUGUUCUGAAGUUCCCCCAACAUGCCCCAAGUGGCACAUCGGUGCAGUCACAGCCACUUCAGUCUCAGUACAUUGAGAGACAGCAGAUUUCUUCUCGAACUGAUUUUAGUUUAGUGCCUCAGAAGGAAGAAAUAGUUUCGCAUUUGGAUUAUAAUAGGGUUUUACAUGAGGACCCAAUGGCCACACAGAAUUUUGCUCUACCAACUAGUAAUUCUCCACCUCUUCAACCAGUUACCUCAAUUAAUACUGCAGCAGUAUCCCAAGCUGGUGUUAGUUUAACACCUGAGCUUAUUGCCACACUAGCUUCUUUAAUACCUGCCAAAGAAAAGUCUUCUGGUUUAGAAAGUAACCAACCUCCAUCAGUAUCUUCCUCCUUGAGGCCUUCAUUGCCUUCUAAUGCUGCAUCUGAUAAGAUAAUUCUGUCACAGGGUUAUGAUCAUCAAACCUCCGAGCAUACUGGUUAUCCUUUGCAACAGUUUGGUACUCGGUAUAAUCCCGAGUCACAAAUUCCUCAGCUUCAUACUUACCCAACUGUCUCAAAUUCACUUAACCAUUCUGCACAAGGGGUUACUGGCAGCUCUCUAGUUCUAGAUCCCGCUUUCAACCUGCCACAGCAAGCUGCAAUUUCUUCUAGGCCAUCAGCUAAUUACCCAUUCCCUCCUCAGAGUGGGCAGUUUGCAGGUUCCCCGCAGGUCAAUCAGCAGUAUCAGUUUGAUGUUCCUAGGAAUACUCUGAAGGGCCAUGAGAUGGCACAUGGAACAGAUGCUUCUGGUUCAUAUGGUCCAUCAGUCUAUCAGCAAUCUACAAACUCCUUUCCAUCAUCUAAUCAGGGUUAUGGUUCUAACGUUUCCCGGCCUGAUACUACAAUGCCACUGGCGACUGAAAAAGUGAAUUCAGAUCUUUCGAGUCAGGUUCAGCAGCUUCAGUCUGCACUCUCUGGAGCAGGUCAGGGGACAUCGGAGAUGGAUGUUGAUAAGAAUCAGCGGUACCAGUCAACACUACAAUUUGCAGCUAACCUCCUCCUCCAGAUACAACAGCAGCAACAGCAACAGCAACAGCAGCAGCAGCAGCAGCAAACAAAUGCUCAGGCAGGUCAAGGACUUGGGAAUCAUUAAUGAGCUUUUCCUUCGAUUAGAGCAUGAAGAAGUGAAUGACCAUGGCCGGAAGUUACGUUUGGAAGAAGAAUGGGUUUUCAACAAAGAUAUAUGUAGACGUCCGUACUUAGUCAUGGGAUUGGAAUGAAUGGCUUGUGGGGAGAUCUCUGUUCAAUCAAAUGUUUUUUUUCUUUUUCGAACAAGUCUUGUAGUUUUUUCAGUUUUGUUUCCGUCUUCAACCAGGAAUUGUGUUUGUGUUAAUUAAUUGUAUUACUUAUGUUGGUUUUCCAAUUACAUAAUCCUUACAAUUUAAAUUGGUUU